Messenger RNA from Salvelinus sp. IW2-2015, 1414 nucleotides. RefSeq names its product adiponectin, C1Q and collagen domain containing, b (gene adipoqb). Gene Ontology annotation, molecular function: protein binding. The record is from RefSeq and is a predicted model, not a curated record. NCBI's taxonomy places the organism in Eukaryota, Metazoa, Chordata, Actinopteri, Salmoniformes, Salmonidae.
ACAUGUCCCCCAAGGACACUGGCCACAGGACAACUGGACUGUGACACACUGCAGCGCUGAGUGAGGGUGGUUUUCUUAGGGGGACGCCACUGAACACUCACCUCUCCGAGGGGGAAAAACAUAGACAAGUGUCAAAGGUUAUACAGGUUGAGGGGUUAUAUAGAAAGUGCCAUGAAGCUACUGUGGAGCCUGCUGCUGCUGGGCCUGCUGCUGGCUGGGAGCUUUAGCGUGGCUCAGGAGGAAGAUGGAGAAGAGGCAGAGGAACCAGCCGAGGAGGCAGCUGUAGAAGAUGAAGAGGCAGCUGRAGAKYKUGAAGAGGCGGCGGUGGAGGUGGCAGAGCCUGAGGGUCCUGGGACAGAAGCCGGCCUGACUGACGACCGGCAGCCUUGUGCCAUGUGGAUGGGAGGAGUGCCAGGCACUCCAGGGCACAGUGGGCACCUAGGGAGAGACGGGAGAGACGGGCACGAUGGCCCUCGAGGUGAUAAAGGAGACACAGGUGAACCAGGUGAGAAGGGAGAGCCCGGCGAAAAGGGCGACAACGGCGCUCCGGGACCUCGCGGUUUCCCGGGCAACCCCGGUCUGAAGGGGGCACAGGGCGAGAGRGCCCUGUUAUAUCACUCCUCCUUCAGCGUGGGCCUGACAGAUCCCGUCCCCGCCACCAACGUUCCCAUCCGUUUCAACAAAUUCUUCCACAACGAGCAGCACCACUACAAUGACGUGAGCGGAAAGUUCCAUUGCCUCCUCCCAGGGGUCUACUUCUUCACAUACCACCUCACAGUCUACACCAAAGAUGCUCGGGUGAGCCUGUUCAAGAACGACAAGCCCGUCAUGUUCACCUAUGACCAGUACCACGAGGGCAACGUGGACCAGGCCUCGGGGGCCCUCAUACUGAGGCUGCAGUCUGGGGACGAGGUUUGGCUGCAGAUCUACGGAGAUGAGGAUUUUGGGGGGGUGUAUGCUGACAACACCAACGACUCCACCUUCUCCGGGUUUCUUUUGUAUCCCGACAUGGGAGAGUUGGAGGAAAGGAGACGUCGCUCUGUUGGAGUUAGUAGACACUGAGGUUGUGCAGGACCUGAAGGGUGAUAUAUAGAGUUGGGUGGGCUGCAGCGACUUUUUCCUGCUCUAUAGGCAUACAUUGCCCUCUGACUGGGGACUGUGGGGGGAGGGGUAAUAAGUAGCUUCUAAAAUUAGUACGUUUUUAAAAGGGUGCACCAAAUGUUUUAAACUUGUGUUAGUUCUAUAAUCUAUAACCUGUUCCGUUUCAAUUGUUAGGUGGAUUCUAGCAUUAGAGACAUUAGUAUUCAAUAUAAUAAGUUGUGCACAGACAAAAAGCUUAUUGCCUAGAUGGCUUUAUGUCAGUGUCACAUAUUGUGUCUGUGAAAUAAUAAAAUGUGUUAUAGCAAAUGUAAAA